Molecule: messenger RNA, 2157 nt
Organism: Patella vulgata (common limpet)
Lineage: Eukaryota; Metazoa; Mollusca; Gastropoda; Patellidae
Product: NXPE family member 3
Exons: 5
Coding region: 154-2151 (665 amino acids)
Source: RefSeq, a predicted model, not a curated record
UGAAAUCACUGUCCUAUACUCGUGCAUGUAUUGUUCGUGAUUUAUUUUAAUCCUACUGAAAGUAAUUAUGUUCCAGAUGCUUUUAUGCCGCAGGAUGGUCCUUUAAAUAAUAAAUUCGGAAAAAUAGCGUGAGUCAUUUUAAAGUCGUCUAAAAUGUUUACCAAGAGGAAGACUGUGAUGUGUGUUGUUUGUGUGGCCUGCUUCAUGUUCGGUCUUAAUAUGUAUUCAAGACAAGCAGAAAAUUUGGAUACAAAACAAAAAGGUCAAUCGGCGCUGGAAGAUAAACGUCAUGAGAGUAAAAUUUUCAGUCGAGAUUCCACUGUCAAAAUCUCCAGGAAUGAAAUAUUGAACGCUAAAACCAUAUUAAAGAAUGAUUCUGUUAAACAACAUGUUAAACGUCCAGUAAAUAAACAAAAACACAGAUUUAAACAAAAUGAACAGUUGACUCAAGAUUUGUUCAUUUUCCGAAUGGAGGAUCACAGAAAUAUUUCUGGGGUGAAUCGUCCGUGUUCAGCUCGUCAUCAGGAAUUGUGGCGGACUUGUAUGCAUAUAAGGAAUAACAAGGAGAAAUGCGAUGGAGAAACGUGUCUCUGUUAUAACGGUGGGUGGUGGUUCGAAAAACCAAGAUUCACAAACUUUUCUCGACUUUCGAACGAUAUAUUAGAUCAGGAAAGAAACCUUUUGUUUGACCCCCCAAUCGAUGACGUCAAAAAGCUCCCCAACCCAAGGAAAUCUAAAUUACAGUUGGUAGCCCCUAAUGCCAAAAACAUAUACAGUUUGGGGGACGUCAUCAAUGUUCGCGUGGAUUUAUAUAACAGUUUCGGUGACGUCAUGACCAGAGGUGGCGAUGAUGUAAGAGCAUGGAUGGUUGGUGGUCAGGAAGGGAAUAAACGUGUAAGUGGAGAAGUCAAUGAUUUGAAAAAUGGAAGUUAUGAAGUGUCUUUUCAAACAUGGUGGGGAGGACAAAAUAAAAUUCAUGUCGCCCUUUCGCAUGAAAGGGAACUGUUAGCGACUCAUUUCAGGUGGCGAAGACAAUUUUUCUCUCUUUUUCUACAUCGAGCUGUGCACAAAUACCAAAACAAAACAAUAUAUACAAUUUGUGGCGAAUACCCAGAACUCCCUAACCAAAAUAGCAUCUGUGACUUCACAAAAGCUAAUGGUGGAUUACCGUGGUUUUGUGGUCGUCCUAAUAUUCCAGAAUUGCAAUGUGGUGAUUUGGAGCACGUCGAAAUGUUUGAUGCUAUCAAUAUUCCCAUAACUGAACCCGAAUUCCAGGUGUCAACAAGAAAUACUUAUAAAAUGAUGAUAAACAAUAAUCAGAAAAUACAAGUUAACAUUGGUGUAAACCCGAGGGACAUCCCAGAAAAGAAUGCAUUGCCGACUUGUUCUAUGAUUCCACGGGAAAUGACGUGGAAUAUAUCGAAAAUGACGUCACCCACCGGCUAUUACAAAGGUGAAACAUGGAUACCACGUGAUUGCUAUAUACCCCACACAAAGGAAAAUCUAAUGACCUGUUUUAAUAACUUAAGUAUAAUUCUUUCCGGCGAUUCUACAAUUCGACAAUGGUACUCUACUCUGAAAAUGUUUACAAACUGUAAACAAACAACACAAAAAUGGACGAAAACUAAAUGGUUUGAUAACUCACACUGUGUUAUAAAUCGUCUAAACUUUAGUCUUAGCUGGUUUUGUCACAACCUUCCAUUUGUCCUGGACACAUUUAAUAAAACAACAAAGCAUUUUAAUCACAAGUCGGUGAGAAGCAUUUUAGAAGAGGUUCCAUCUAGUGGGCGUUACCUUCUUGUCAUCCAUUUCUUUGUACAUCGUGCAAGGAUUCAUCACAGUCACUUCCGACGGGAGGCCAUUCAAGUCAAGAUGGCGCUUAGAGAUCAUCUAAACAAGAACCCAGAUUUAAUGGUGGCAUUUAAAGGUUUCCAUGCGUUCUACGAAGGCGGUUGUCCGGAUAUUUACGAUUACGCCGGUGUAUAUUUUUUUGAGAUUUUGAAAGAAGAAUUGCGCGAAUUUUGGAGUCGGGUGUGGUAUAUAAAUUAUUGGGAUAUGACAAUAGCAACUGAACAUAACUAUUAUAAACAUUUACCUGAACCAGAAAUCUGGCAACAACUUAGAUUAUUGUUUGGAUAUAUCUGUAAAUAAAACAAU